Menidia menidia (Atlantic silverside) is the source of this 2977-nucleotide messenger RNA. NCBI's taxonomy places the organism in Eukaryota, Metazoa, Chordata, Actinopteri, Atheriniformes, Atherinopsidae. The record is from the annotation of a GenBank genome assembly.
GUGGCUUAAACCUUGUGCCUUCACAUUUUGUCACUCACAAACCAGUCGGGGGUUAUAUAAAUGCAGUCGUUUCCUCUGUCGCACUUCUCCUUUAAGCGGUGAAAAAACCCCAGCCAUGACGUCAGGACUAAAACCUGCUGGGUGUCUGUCCACUGGAAAGUGAAGUGGCGUGCUGGUGGUAACAGACUUUUUUCUCUGUUGUCUAUGUUUUGUAGUGUUUUUUUCCUCUUUUUUUACUUCGUUUGUGCGGUUUUACGUUACUUGUUGUGAAUCCCAGCGUUAUAACCAACUUAGAGGAUGUUUUAGAAAAGUUGCCGAAGCGUUUCUUUGAGGAACCGGUGGAAGGCGGACACCAUCGGGAUGGAUAAGCUAGCUGUUAGCUCAAUUGUUAGCCGUGAAUCAUAGAUCACAGAAUAAGCUAGAGCUAGUAUGCUAACAAACAGCUAACUUAGCAUUUAUCGGCUAAGCAAUUGACUUUGUUAACCCGUAACGUCAGAAGUACUGUCGGCUAAUGCCCAGGCCUAGCUCCUCGGAGUGAGCAGAUUGUCAAAGGCCAGCUAACUCAGGAAGACUCGGUUUUGUGUUCAAAGGGGAAACGGCAGAGCGGUAUUGUUGAGAGGUGACGGUUGUUCAUCUCUCAGCCGAGACUCUAGAUAUGAUGUCCAACGCUCAGAACCACCCUCUGUUCCCAAACCCGACGGGUCAGCAGAACCCGGGAGGCCAGUUCAUCCCCAUCCACCCAAGACCCAACUUACAGAUCAAGAAGAACGCCAUAACGGACGACUACAAGGUGACCAGCCAGGUGCUGGGUCUAGGGAUCAAUGGGAAAGUGCUCGAGAUCUUCCAAAAGAAGACUGGUGAUAAAUACGCGCUGAAGAUACUCCAGGACUGUCCAAAGGCCCGUAGGGAGGUGGAGCUUCAUUGGAGGGCGUCCCCAUGUGCCAACAUUGUGCGAAUCGUUGAUGUUUAUGAGAACCUUUAUCAAUGCAAGAAGUGUCUACUUAUUGUCAUGGAGUGUAUGGAUGGCGGAGAGCUUUUUAGUCGAAUCCAGGACAGAGGAGACCAGGCCUUCACUGAGAAAGAGGCAUCAGAUAUCAUGAAAAGCAUCGGAGAGGCCAUCCAGUACCUGCAUGCAGUCAACAUCGCACACAGAGAUGUAAAGCCAGAGAAUUUAUUGUAUUCCUCUAAGCGGCCCACUGCUCUGCUGAAACUCACAGACUUUGGUUUUGCCAAGGAGACCACUACCCACAACUCUUUACUUACCCCCUGCUAUACACCCUACUAUGUUGCACCAGAAGUUCUGGGUCCAGAGAAAUAUGACAAGUCAUGCGACAUGUGGUCUUUGGGUGUCAUUAUGUAUAUCCUACUGUGUGGGUACCCUCCGUUUUAUUCAAACCAUGGUCUAGCCAUCUCACCUGGGAUGAAGAGGAGGAUCAGAAUGGGUCAAUAUGAAUUUCCCAACCCUGAAUGGUCUGACGUGUCAGAGGAAGCUAAACAGCUGAUCAGGACCCUCCUAAAGACUGAGCCGACCCAAAGGAUGACCAUCACCGAGUUCAUGAAUCAUCCAUGGAUCAAUCAGUCAAUGGAGGUACCCCAGACCCCGCUUCACACCAGCCGGGUUCUAAAGGAGGAGAAGGAUGCAUGGGAGGAAGUCAAGGAGGAAAUGACCAGCGCCUUGGCUACGAUGAGGGUCGACUAUGAGCAAAUUAAAAUCAAGACCAUCGAGGACUCGAGCAACCCACUGCUAACAAAAAGGAGAAAGAAAGCCACGAAUGCCAUGCCAGACCCGCAGGCCGCAGCCCACUGAAAGAUGCUCGUUUGCAUGCGCAGACAAACACAGGUUGUUAAAAGGAAGCAAUAAUUUGUUGAGAUGAGUCCCAUUGCAUGGAUUUUCAGUGUUUUAUUUUUUUUGGGCAAAUUCUAAUCUUUUGUAAGAGUUUUUUUGUUACUCUACCAUUUUAACAAAGUCAUCAUUCUGCUCCACCAGAACGAAGAGUUGGAGCUUGUGUUUUCACACCAGAGAAGAUUAUAAAUUGGUAAAAGGGGGAGGAGAGAGAGGGCUGAUUUUUCUCCUCCUCUUUUCCGAAUAUCAGGUUGUGUACCCCAAGGGGCUGGAAUGUUGGAAUAAAACAAGAAGCCUCAGCAUUAGUUUUUUCCCCCACAGCCCCAAACAUGUGAAUGUUAGGACAUUGCUAAAUCCCAAAAAUAGAAAUGAGGGAAGGUGAUUUUUUUUUUUCUUCCUGUACAUGCAGAGUAAGCAGAUGUAUUUUGAACUGACAGUGGAAUGUAAGGAAUCUGCUUUUGACUGGUGGAAUCAGCCAGAAGUGGAUGCUAAUUUCUGGAGUUUUGUCUGGGAGUGCCUAAUGAAUGCUGACUGGAGGCCUAUGCACCCCCAAGGGCCACGUGCCACUAUGACCGAGCACCUCACUCACAGCCCCUCUCUCCUACCGUAACCCAUGCUUGUGUAUCAGGUAGUUUUAGGACAGAGAAGACGUUUUUAUUUUGGUUUUGUUUCGUUUUUUUUCCUUGUCAAAACGGUCUCUUCUUUCUUUUGCAUGUAGCUUACUGGAGAGCAGGAGGCAAAUGAUACUGUAUUUUGUCAUGGAUUUUAUGAACGUUUUAGCAUAGGCCUUACUGAGUAUUGUUAAUCAGAACAUGGCUUUUAACCCCCUCUUUUAUUAUUAUUUUUUGGUUCGUGCUUUUACCCAUUCUAUUGCUUUAAAAUCUAAAAUGUUACCAGCUAGUAUUUCAGGUUGAGCCUAUGCAGAUGUAUUUGUCAGCUUGAAAUAGUGUUGAUACCUUUGGGUUGGGGUUUUCCUUUCUUGCUACCGUGCUGGGGAGAUGUGGAGCUACAUUACUCCUUUGGGUUUAUGUAAGCAGCAGCUUUCCAAACAGUGUAGAACUGCUGCUUGCACUGGCCAGCGGCCCUCACUUUCAGCUCACGUACUGCAGUGGGCACUACCUGGAGGACCGAUGG